Meriones unguiculatus (Mongolian gerbil) is the source of this 4104-nucleotide messenger RNA. RefSeq names its product taste receptor type 2 member 143-like. The transcript has a single exon. Lineage: Eukaryota; Metazoa; Chordata; Mammalia; Rodentia; Muridae. Gene Ontology annotation, biological process: sensory perception of taste; G protein-coupled receptor signaling pathway; detection of chemical stimulus involved in sensory perception of bitter taste. Gene Ontology annotation, molecular function: G protein-coupled receptor activity; bitter taste receptor activity. Gene Ontology annotation, cellular component: membrane. The coding region runs from base 2205 to 3158 and encodes 317 amino acids. The record is from RefSeq and is a predicted model, not a curated record.
GGUCACUGGGUAGGGAGAUUUUCCAAGCCUUGCACAAAUACUGUCUCCAUAUGACACUGACCUAGGGCCUAAGCCUUAGUGUAGUGUCUAAAGGGCACUUAAUGACACUUACUCAGGACAUGAAGGUCUCCAGAUAAGUUAUGUCUCAGAGAAGGGAAUAUGAGUAACAGUAUCUUUUAAGAAGUCCUUUAGAAGGAAAUAGCACAUUAAGCAACAAUGUGCUUGCCAGUCAAAAUGUACCCACUGGUCCAAUAGUGGUCUGACUUUUUUUAGGGGUAACCAACUGUUUUCUGAAUGGAUUUGAGGCUUGCUGUGUAGUAGGGACGUGCAGAAGUAGUUGCCUACUUCUGUAAACCUGGCCAAAAGCCCAUGGCUGGGGAGGUCAUAGACUGUAUCCGAGAAUAUCAAACAGCUUUCUAAAUAUUUGUGCCUUAUACCCAGAGAUUUAACAUUGGUCAAAAAAGCUUCUUUUUGCAUUGGUUAUAAUUAAUUCAGAAAUUCCUAACUGCUAAGGUGCUGAGAGUAACUGACUAUGAGAUUCAGCUCUAAAUCAGACAUUUAUAUCACUUUCCCUGACCCAAGGCUUAGAGAACCUCAUGGAAGAAGUGAUAGAAAGAAUAUAAGAGCAGAAUGGAGAAGGCUGUUGUAAAACGGAUAUGACAGGGCCAUUACACUGAUGGACUCACAACAGCUGUGGUUACUUGCACAAACUCUUUACGUAGUCAAGAAAAUCAAAAUUCCAGCAUGAGCAAAGGAGGGUCAUAAAGCCCCACCCUUACCUGAGAAAGUGAGUCAUUUUUCUUCAGCAAUGUGGCCACUGGUGGGUUGCUGAUGUAGGACUGGAAGGCCCCAUAUCUAUUUGGGAAGCACCAAUUGGAACCAAAUAUACAAAGCAAGAAAGCAAACAAAAACUCCAAAGACAUGAAAUUGGGUGUGUGCAUGACAAGACACUGAGAGGUUCUGAGGGAGUUGUAGGAAUGGAGUGGAUAUGGUUGGUGAUUUUUGGGUGAAGAGACGGGAUACUGAGUUUUUAGGAAAACAGCUUUAAUGUGCACACACAGGCUCAGAGGUACUCUGUCUUGUAAAGAAACAGAGAGACGAAUACAGUAAAACAGGGCUUUUUAUGAUUUUUGUUUGCUUCCAUAUACUGGUAACUCACACUGUCAUCGAUUAUUUUAUAGUUGUAAGGUAAGAGUCUAAAGAUGGCCUGGAGGAAGGGAAGGUCACUUGGGGGGAUGUAUCAAGGUUUCACAUGAGCAUUUUGGCAGAGACUAAAUCACAUGGCUGUCUCUCUGUUCUUCCUUCAAGGUCUGUGGAAGCAAGAACAGAGUUGCAGGAGAGAUGUGGUCAAGUUUAUGUGUAUACAAGAACAUUGGUUGGCCCUUGUGCCUAUUAUUAUUAUUAUUAUUAUUAUUAUUAUUAUUAUUAUUAUUUUGUCUUUUCAUUUCCCUGGAUAUCAGGAGCCCCUAUCAGAAUAUGGUCAAAAUAUACUUGCUCAUGUAUAAAGUUCUCAAAAAAAUUUUUUUUAAAAGAAUGAAGCCAGUCAACAUUCUAGCAAGGAGGGAAGAGGUUCACUGUUUACUGAGGAGCUAUUUUAAUUUGGAAGAUGUUGGGGGAUGAAGAGUCUUUGUGUGUGUGUGUGUGUGUGUGUAGGUUGCCUGUUCCCCAGUGAAUGGUCCUACAUCGGGGUAUAUUCAGGCAACACACAGUUGGAUGCCGCAGAUUACUAAAAGGAGACAUGCAGGGGGAGGAGGAUGAGAGUGUAGGUGGGUGCUGAAGGAAUAGAAGGGGGCUUUAGGGAUAUAUAUGAUCAAGAUACAUUGUAUAUAUGUAUGGAAUUGUCAAAGAAUAAAUGUAAAGAAAAAAAAGAAUACCCCUGCAAAAUAGGAGUAUUCCUAACCACUGCAUAGUAUCUCCUGCUAGCAUUUGCAUACACCUGGUUGCAGCAGAAUAGGCAAAUAGAGGUUAUACAAAUUGAGACAGGUGUCAUUGAAAUGGGAGUGAUUUACAUGUCUAGGAAGACUGUAAUUAUGGUUCAAGUCCUAGGUACCGGAGCUCUGCUGAUGGGUGGGCUUUCGCAUGAGUCUAGGGUGGGCGUUUCCAUGUUUCUGCUCCCAACAGCGGUUUGGCUAUAGAUUCUGUUUUCCCCCGUGGCUGUGUUUCAGUACUCUGGAGCCUGCCUGAACAGAUCCUUCCCCAACGAGAUGCCCUCCACACCCACACUGAGCUUCAUGAUCAUCUUUUGCCUGGUGUCGUUGGUUUCUAUGCUGCAGAAUAGCUUCGUGAUCAUAGUGCUGGGCAAAGAGUGGGUGCAGAGCCGGGCACUGCCUGCAGCUGACAUGAUUGUGGUCUCUCUUGCAUCCUCCCGGUUCUGCCUGCAUGGGAUAGCCACCCUGACUAAUCUCUUGGCCUUCUUUGAUUUUUGUUACCAAGCAAACCUUUUUGGCGUCCUUUGGGACUUCAUCACCACUCUAAUUUUCUGGCUUACCGCCUGGCUUGCCAUCUUCUACUGUGUGAAGGUCUCCGUAUUUUCCCACCCGAUCCUCUUUUGGCUCAAGUGGCGGAUUUCCCGGUUAAUUCCCAGGCUGCUGAUUGGUUCUCUCAUCAUGGGUGGCCUGUCAGCCAUCAUAUCUGCUACUGGAAACAACAUUGCGACUCAGAUGACCAUCUCCCAGGGUUUACAAGGAAACUACUGCACCUUUGGUCACCUGUCACUGGACUUCUAUCGGUACUAUUACCUGUCCCAUGCAGUGCUCAUGUGGUUCACUCCUUUCUUCCUGUUUCUAGUGUCCAUUACCUUGCUCAUGUUCUCACUGUACCAGCAUGUGGGGAAGAUGAGGGAUCACAGGCUUGGACCUUGUGAUCCCCAUACUCAGGCUCAUACCAUGGCUCUGAAAUCCCUUACACUCUUCUUCAUCUUCUAUAUAUUCUUUUUUCUGUCCCUGAUAACUACUUCUACAAAAAUUAAAACCACUCAGAGUUACUGGUAUUGGGCCAGGGAAGUCAUAAUCUACAUGGGCAUCUCUUUGAACUCCAUCAUCCUUGUGCUUAGUAACCCCAAGCUACGAAAGGCCCUCAGGAUGACAAUUAGGAUGUACAUGUUGCCCGAUCAUAAGCUUUCAAGGCCUUGGACCAAAGGUGUCUCUGCUCUCAAGUGAUCAGUAUCAGUACUGUGACAAAUGAGCUCAUGCACAGCAAGAAUUCAUAAGGUUUGGGUACACUCUCAUUUUCUUCCUUUUUCUCACUUCUUCCAUGCUCCACAAGAUCUUUUUCUAAGUCUCUGUGCUCCUAUUGUCCCCUUCAUUGUCCCUGGAGUGAGUUCUAAAUCACCCAGGCUUUUUGUAGCUAAUGGCCUCAUUUCCUCAGAUGCUCCUGUAGUUCUACAUGAAAUUGUCUUCUUCAAGCCUCAUUUCAGUCUGCACUACCUUUAUGAAGACGUAUAGCCAUUAUCAGUUGUUUCCAUAGAACAGAUUCCUGCAGGCCACCCACCUUGUGACCCCGGCUGUCCCCUCAGCCACUGCUCUGCUAAGCCCCGUCUCUUUUCAAUGCCUUUCUUUUACUUUUCUUUUCUUUUUUCCUUCUUUCCUUGCUCUUACCAAUCUUUGCCACCAUAAUUAUUUGUAAGCUGACUAAAACUGAUCUCAUCACAAGGCCCUUUUCAGAUUCCUCUAGGGCAGUAAGAGUUUGUGCUACUGUAGGUCUAGUUCCUGACCUCAUGUCCAAUGGAAUUGCACCGUCUGAUGUGAAAAGCCUUUUAGGUUUUGGCCAAUUGAAGGCAGAUGAAAGACAAAGGGAAUUCUCAGAUGUUUUGUUUUGUUGCUGUGCGUACAUUCUUGCUGGACGGGGGCACUGCUGAUGGCUAGAUGAGGACUUUAAGAUGAAACUACAGCCUAAUAACUUGGUAUUUUUGAGACCAGUUCGUAUGAAGCUCAGGCUGGUCUCAACCUUCCUGCUUCAGCCUUCUGGCAACAUGCUAAGGCAAGUGCUAAGCUACAUGGCAACUGUUGGCUUUGAUGAUCUUAGUCCUCCUGUUUGCACUUGGCAGAGGGUAUUUCCUGGGCACUGCGGCUCACAUUAACAUUCUCCAGACCAGAAUACUGGGAA